Messenger RNA from Diorhabda sublineata, 1764 nucleotides. Its product is annotated as gastrula zinc finger protein XlCGF57.1-like. Gene Ontology annotation, biological process: regulation of transcription by RNA polymerase II. NCBI's taxonomy places the organism in Eukaryota, Metazoa, Arthropoda, Insecta, Coleoptera, Chrysomelidae. The transcript has 2 exons. Bases 98 to 1669 code for a protein of 523 amino acids. The record is from RefSeq and is a predicted model, not a curated record. Gene Ontology annotation, molecular function: RNA polymerase II cis-regulatory region sequence-specific DNA binding; DNA-binding transcription activator activity, RNA polymerase II-specific. Gene Ontology annotation, cellular component: nucleus.
GUAGAUGGCAACGCUGGAGCAUGUAAACAACAUGGGGGUUAAAGUCACAACAUUUGUAAAUUGAUAUUAAAAAAUUACGUAUAUUUAUGUUAUUACUAUGUCUCUAAUAGCUAUCAAAGAUGAAAUUACAGAUUUGGAAUAUGAAAACGCACCGUUAAAUCUUUCACAAGUGAAAACUGAACCUGAGUUCCAUAAUGAAACAUUAAAUCUAAUAGAAUUCGAGACUGCUAAUGUAGAUGACUAUAAAAAUGUGGAAUCAGUAGAUGACCUUUAUAUACGUACUAGUGAUUUAGUUAAUAUUAAAAAAGAAAUCAACGAAGCUCCUGUUAAAACCGAAAUAAUAAAGGAGGAAUUUGAUUUACCCACUAUUAAAAGUGAAAUUAAAUCUGAUGAAAAUCCAUGUAGUAGUAUCGCUCUAAAACACGUAAAACGUGUAAACAAGAAAAAUAAAAGAAAAUAUAGUUGCCCGGUGUGUUUUAAAAUUUGUUUAACCUCAACGUUAAGGAAAACUCACUUCAGCUCUCAUUUCGGAAAAAGACAUUGUGUAGUCUGCCACAACUGUGGGAAAAUAUGCAAAAGAGGGUACCAAUAUUUAAAUCAUUAUCGAAAUUAUCAUGUAAAAUCAAAACAAAAAAUUAUAAACCCAAAUAAGUCAGUAUUUACUUGUAGAAUAUGUUUUAAAGAGUUUACCUCUAAAAAGAUAUACGGGGAACAUUUCAAAUUACAUUAUUUGAAACCUUAUGAAUGUAAAAUUUGCUUUAAACAAUAUUCGGUAAAAUCUACUUUAAAAAGGCAUCAAGCGGCAAUACACAGUAAACUAAGGCCUUAUAAAUGUGACAUUUGCUUUAGAGACUUUGCUUUAUCUUGUCAAUACAAAUCUCACAUGACGAAUCAUUUAUACGGAAAACGAUUCAAAUGUGACAUUUGUUUCAAAGAGUUUUAUCAAAAUAGUAGUUUAUUAAGACAUAAAAUAGUACACGAAGGUAUAAAAUUCAAAUGCAAAUUGUGUUUCAAAGAAUACACGAGAAAAGUAACAUUAGAAUCUCACAUGAGAUUACACAGCGGAGAACACGAGUUCAAGUGCCAUAUAUGUCCCACGGAAAAGAAAUUCACCUCGAAAGGGGCGUUGAGAUUGCAUUUAAUGAACCACGCGGGUGAAAAACCACACGAAUGCAAUUUGUGUUCUCAAAGAUUUUUAGAGAGACAGAAACUUGUUAAACACCUCAAAAUACACGAAAAAACAAAAAACGUCAGCUGCGAUUUCUGUUCUCUAACAUUCUUAUACAAAGUUAGACUGCAACGUCAUUUAUUAAUUGAACACGGCGAAAAUCCUUUUAAAUGUUUGAAAUGUCCCGAAAAGUUUCCCACGCAAAGGGAAUUGAAUCUUCACGCUUCCGUACAUGCCGAAUUUAAAAUUUACGCGUGCGAAAUUUGUUAUAAAGAGUUUACGAAAAGAGCGGCGUAUGUUAGACAUUUAGGAGCGCACGGAAAAAAUCCUUUUGGUUGCAAAGUUUGUCCGGAAACUUUUGCUUCAGAAAGGGCUCUUAGGGAGCAUUAUGCGAUUCAUCCAGGGGAAAAACCUUUCCAUUGUGACGAUUGUUUGAAGGGGUUUCAUCAUAAGAGGUCUUUGCAUAAACAUAUUUGCGAGGGGAAACCUGUUACCACGUAAUUUAAUUCUUUAUUACAUAACAAAUUUUGUAAAUAAAUGUGAAAAAUUGUGAUUUUCAAUGAGAUAUUUAAAUAAAAUAUAUCGAAAUUAUAUUA